CUUUAAUAUAGCUCUUCCAUUUGCAACGAGUCUGUCCAUGAAUUGUUUUAAACGCCAGCCACGUUCAACAUAGUUUGGAUAUUUUUUGAAAAUCUGUGUACUUGUCAUGGAGGCUCAGUUAAAUGCAAGAAUCAGCCGACUUUUACGGUCGAGCACUUCUAUGUGCAAGAGAUGCAAGCAAGAUAUACUUUCACGGAUGUUAUACACUAAAACGUGUACUAAUGUGGACGUAGAAUGUAAUAUAAAACCUUAUAAUAAAAUACCAGGACCAAAAUCAGUUCCAAUAUUAGGUAAUACUUGGAGAAUGUUGCCACUGAUUGGGCAAUAUGAAAUUUCGAAUACAGCAAAAAUAAGCAGAAUAUUUUAUGAAGAAUACGGAAAGAUCGUUCGUUUGAGUGAUUUGGUAGGUCGACCGGAUUUACUUUUUGUUUAUGAUGCUGAUGAAAUCGAAAAGAUUUAUCGUCAAGAAGAACCGACACCUUUUAGACCUUCAAUGCCUUGUUUGGUUCAUUACAAAAGUGUUAUUCGUAAGGAUUUCUUUGAAGAUAUUGGCGGUGUUGUUGGAGUGCAUGGUGAACCAUGGAAAAAAUUUCGCACACGCGUUCAGAAACCGGUUCUACAGCCACAAAUCGUAAGAAAGUACAUAACACCGAUUGAAAUUGUCACAAGUGAUUUUAUAAAGAGGAUAGAAGAUAUUCAACAAAAAAAUGGAGAAUUACCGGGAGACUUUGAUAACGAAAUACACAAAUGGGCAUUGGAGUGUAUUGGACUCGUCGCCUUGGACGUACGAUUAGGAUGUUUAGGUGGAUCGCUUAUACCAGAUUCUGAACCACAAAAGAUUAUCGAUGCCGCUAAAUUUGCUUUGAGAAACGUAGCUGUCCUUGAGCUGAAAGCUCCUUUCUGGAGAUAUAUACCAACUCCACUUUGGACUCGAUACGUUCGUAACAUGAAUUACUUUAUUGAAAUAUGUAUGAAAUACAUUGAUGCUGCGACUGAAAGACUUAAAAACAAAAAGUCUACUAACGAAGAAGAUCAUUCUUUGGUAGAAAGAAUUUUAGCAACCGAAACUAAUCCUAAAGUAGCUUAUAUUCUCGCUUUGGAUUUAAUUUUAGUCGGAAUUGAUACGAUAUCAAUGGCAGUAUGUUCAAUACUGUAUCAACUCGCGACAAGACAGGAAGAACAAGAGAAAGUUUACCAAGAAUUACUUAAAAUUCUACCUGAUCCAAAUAUUCCUCUCACUACAUCACAUCUCGAUCAAGCAGUCUACACAAAGGCUUUCAUUCGAGAAGUUUUCAGGAUGUAUUCUACUGUUAUUGGCAAUGGUAGAACAUUACAAAAUGAUACCACAAUAUGCGGUUACAAAGUACCAAAAGGAGUUCAAGUUGUAUUUCCUACAGUCGUAACUGGAAAUAUGAAAGAAUAUGUAAAUGAUGCAGACAUAUUUAAACCAUCGAGAUGGCUUAAAGCUACUCCCGAUCAAAAGCUUCAUCCGUUUGCAUCACUACCGUACGGAUACGGUGCACGCAUGUGCCUUGGUAGAAGAUUUGCUGAUCUCGAAAUGCAAGUUCUCCUUGCAAAACUUAUACGAUCAUACAAGUUGGAAUAUCAUCAUCAACCAUUGAAAUAUAAAGUUACAUUCAUGUAUGCACCAGACGGAGAACUCAGAUUUAAAUGUAUUAAAAGAUAAUAUAAUAUGUUUAAAUGAUGGAUAUAUACAAAAAAUUAUGGCUACCGUUAUGAGGACCGUUUUAUAUAUAUAUAUAUAUAUAAUAAUUAUUCUAUAUAUUACAUAGUUGUAUUUUUUUAAUUUGUUAUAAUUAUUAUAAAUAAAUAUAUUAUAUAUUUCUAUAUAUGAAACAAAACUAAAAGCAUAAAAUAAUAUUAUUAAACGAAUCAAAUAUAUCUUUUCCUUCUGAAAUUACAUUUAAUACUGUAACAUAUUAUCAAACAAUCAAAAUGAAUCUUCUACAUGACUCUACAUUUCGAGACCUCGUUACGUUUAAUUAGACCUCGUUUGGCAAAGGUUAAUUCGUAAAAGUAAAAUUUUCAAGCAAUAGUUCAAUCAAUGAUUGCUUGGAAGUUCUUCGAAAGAACGUAUUAUGACGUGAAAGAAUUAAUCUUAAUUCGCAUUAUAUAUCAGAUAAGAUAAACAAUGUUUUCUUUGUCUAAUUUGUAAAAUAAACUGUGAGACAC
Molecule: messenger RNA, 2193 nt
Organism: Vespa crabro (European hornet)
Lineage: Eukaryota; Metazoa; Arthropoda; Insecta; Hymenoptera; Vespidae
Gene: Cyp301a1
Product: probable cytochrome P450 301a1, mitochondrial
Exons: 12
Coding region: 107-1687 (526 amino acids)
Molecular function (GO): heme binding; monooxygenase activity; iron ion binding
Source: RefSeq, a predicted model, not a curated record